This is a messenger RNA of Emys orbicularis (European pond turtle), 3408 nucleotides long. RefSeq lists its product as uncharacterized. Gene Ontology annotation, molecular function: nucleic acid binding; zinc ion binding; RNA-DNA hybrid ribonuclease activity. The record is from RefSeq and is a predicted model, not a curated record. NCBI's taxonomy places the organism in Eukaryota, Metazoa, Chordata, Testudines, Emydidae. Gene Ontology annotation, biological process: virion assembly.
AUGGUGUUAAGAAAUAGGACUGAUAUUUUGCACAAGUGCCAUUUGACUCCGACAGACUCGGUAGUACCUGCUGCUAAACCCCAGAACCCUCCUACAGUUGUAAUGGCAGAAUCGGUGUCCCCUUCGGCUCCUCCACCCCCACAGGUUCCAGAGAGUACCCCCUUGGUGGGAUUGUAUCCGUUGAUUACUGAGAAUGUGGUAGCCCAUCCAGGAACACAGGAGCGUGCAGCCCAGAUUGUGUCAGUGUUCUCUCAUGUUCCUUUUAACCCAGUGCACCUAGCUGCUUUUAAGGCAGAAGCAGGGGAAUUCUCAACGAAUCCAAGCAAGUUUAUUUCAAUCUUUGAAGGGUGUCUAGCAAGUCAUAAGCCUGACUGGGAUGAUUGCAAUAUACUUAUGAGAACCUUGUUGUCUGAGGUGGAGCGGAAUCAGGUUAUAGCUAAGGCUAGGGAGGAGGCACAGAAAAGGUAUAAUGAGGAUAGGGAAGGAAAGCCUCUGCCUGAGGUCGCUGUCCCCCUAGUGGAUCCCCGGUGGAAUCCAAAUGAGGAGAGGGAUUUGAGGCUGCUUAACUCCUAUAAGGAACUGCUUAUGCAUGGCCUCCGGCAUUCAGCUGUCAGACAUAACAAUUGGGCCAAGCCGUAUGAACUAAUCCAGGACUCAAAAGAAAGUCCAGUGGCUUUCCUGCAGCGUAUUCGGGAUACCAUCAGGCAAACUACUAGUGCAAACCCAGAUGAUCAGGCAACUGAGGCAAUUAUAAAGGGUAUCUUCACCAGCCGUGCGGCCCCGGAUAUUAAAAGGAAACUGCAGAAAAAGGAGGAUUUAAUGGGAAUGUCUAUGGCUCAGAUUUUGGAGACUGCAAAUAGGGCUUAUACCCUUAGAGAGGGAGAGAAGGAAAAGAGGCAAGUGAAAAUGAUGGUAGCAGCGGUGCAGGCCGGCGGCAGAGAAAGGCCACAGAGAGGUGGAAGGGGCCGGGGAGUGAGAGGCCGUGGAUGUGGGCGCCCCGGUCCGCAGGAAAGGCGCCUGGGUCGCAACCAGUGUGCCAUAUGCCUAAAGGAGGGACAUUGGAAAAAUGAAUGCCCUGAAAGGGAAGGGAAAGGAACCAAGUGCUCAGUGUAUGCCCCAGCGGAAUGUGCCUUGGGAAACAGAACUGUAUCACACAAGCUGGUUUACCUCCCUGAUUGUCCAACACCACUACUAGGACGGGACCUGCUUUGUCGCUUAGGUGCCACCCUGCAUUUCACUCAAGAUGAUAUAACCCUCACCUUACCCCCUGAGAAUGCUUGGAUAAUGACCCUUGCAGUUGAACCCCCUCAGCUACAAGCCCCAGAGUGGAGUGAGUGGGAGGACCAGGUGUAUUCCCUUGUCUGGGCAUCAGGGAUCCCAGGGAAAGCAACCCGUCAAACCCCUGUUCAUAUUCAGCUCCUCCCAGGAAAAAGCCCAGUGCGAAUCAAACAGUAUCCAAUUAAGAGGGAAGCCAGAGAGGGACUGCAAGAGACUAUAGAUCGGUUCCUAGAGUACGGUGUACUACGAGAAUGCCAGUCAGCUUGGAACACCCCCAUUCUGCCCAUACAAAAGCCCAAUGGCACGUAUCGGCUGGUACAGGACCUCAGGGCAAUCAAUGAACGGGUUAAGACUCUGCACCCCCUGGUUCCAAACCCGUAUACACUGCUGGCCUCUAUAGGGGGGCAGUAUACCCAUUUCUCAGUCCUAGAUUUAAAAGAUGCUUUUUUCACAAUUCCAGUCGACACCCAGUCUCAGGAGAUAUUCUCCUUCGAGUGGGAGGACAACAGAAGGGUUAAAAAGCAGCUUUGCUGGACAGUAUUGACCCAGGGAUUUAAAAAUUCCCCCACUCUGUUCGGCCAGGCUCUGGCCAGAGACUUGGAGGAGUGGGACAAUGAGGACAAAGCCCUCUUUCUGCAAUAUGUAGAUGAUUUGCUAGUUGCUGCUGUGGGUCUAAUCCCUUGUCUUAAAGCUACUGUGAGUCUCCUGAACUUUUUUGGACUCCGAGGAUACAGGGUAGCUUGAAGCAAAGCUCAAAUUGCACUCCCUGAAGUGCAAUAUCUGGGAUUUCACAUCAGGCAGGGGGAGAGACAACUCUCAAAUGAUAGAAAGGAGGCUAUCUGCCAAGUUCCUAUCCCUAGCAACCGUAAACGGCUUAGAGCAUUUUGGGGCAUGGCAGGUUUUUGCAGAAUAUGGAUCCCAGAGUUUGGACUGUGGGCUAAACCUCUGUAUGAAUGUGUUAAGGGAGCGGAUCAUGACCCCUUUCACUGGUCCCCAGAAGCGGACAGGGCAUUUAAAAUCUUGAAAAGGAAGCUGAUGGAAGCACCAGCCCUGGGUCUGCCAGAUCUCUCUAAGCCAUUCCAACUGUAUGUGCAUGAAAGGAAAGGGAUAGCCCUGGGAGUGCUUACUCAGUUACUAGGUGCCUGGAAACGUCCCGUGGCAUAUUUCUCUAAGCAACUGGAUCAAGUUUCAAAGGGUUGGCCAGCAUGUUUGAGGGCGGUCGCAGCCACUGCCCUAGUGCUUGGGGAAGCUGAAAAACUGACUGGGAGGAACUGUGCAAAUGCCCACUACUCUAGCCGCCCAGAUUUAAAAGAUCAACCACUCCCAAAUGCUGACUUGGAAUGGUAUACUGAUGGCAGUAGUAAUGUUGUAGAUGGGCAAAGGAGGGCUGGUUAUGCUGUUGUGUCUCUCCAUGAUACCGUGGAAGCUAAAAGUUUACCUGCUGGGACAUCUGCCCAACUUGCUGAACUAGUGGCCCUGACUCGUGCACUCGAGCUGGCAAAAGACAAACGGGUUAAUAUCUUUACUGAUUCAAAGUAUGCUUUUGGGGUAUUGCAUGCUCACGCUGGUUUGUGGAAGCAAAGGGGAAUGCUAACAGCCCAAAGUUCUCCGGUUAAGCAUGGGUCUCAAAUUCUCCGGCUGUUAGAAGCAGUACAACUCCCCUCAGCAGUAGCAGUAGUACAUUGCAAAGCCCAUCAAAGGGAAGAUCAAGAUGUAACCAAGGGCAAUGCCAGAGCAGACAGGGAAGCCAAGCGCAUGGCCAAAUAUGGUUUUACUAUCAGCACUUGGAGACUGCACGCCAUCAUUGCUGCCACUGCCAGUGACUUGGGGGGGCAAGGUGCAAGAAGAGAAAAGCUGAAGAAGCACAAUGACCCUGGUGCUCCAUCUGAAACUACAAGCGUUGAGAAGGAACUGAAAUGGUGGUGGUCCAGCAGCCUCAUAUUCGCGGAUGACAUCUUACUAAUUGCCGAAAGCACCAACCAACUGCAGAGCAUGCUACGAAGACUCAACAAGAAAAGCAGUCAGUUUGGUCUGAAAAUGAACCGUUGCAAAACGAAAUACAUGCGAUCAGACGUCUUAAGAAAAGCCCGAAUAACGGUAACAGGAGAAGAAAUUGAAGAAGUGGAAUAG